This is a messenger RNA of Fundulus heteroclitus (mummichog), 1243 nucleotides long. Its product is annotated as major histocompatibility complex class I-related gene protein. The record is from RefSeq and is a predicted model, not a curated record. Gene Ontology annotation, biological process: immune response. The transcript is spliced from 6 exons. Gene Ontology annotation, cellular component: external side of plasma membrane. NCBI's taxonomy places the organism in Eukaryota, Metazoa, Chordata, Actinopteri, Cyprinodontiformes, Fundulidae. The coding region runs from base 78 to 857 and encodes 259 amino acids.
GGCACCAGCAGAACCGCACUCUGUCACGGACAAACUGGGAUUAACAAACUCAUCGGCUGCUGUGUCCACAGAACAAGAUGAUUAAGCUGUUAUUGCUUUACCUCUUCUGUAAGGCAUCAUCAGCAGGAGUCCAUAUUUUACAAGGGAUAGUUUCCUGUGUCUGGGAUGAGGAGACUCAGAAGGUUUCUUUUGAUUCUCUAGUAGGUUAUGAUGGAGAAGAUUUUCUUGCUCUGGAUUUGGAGACACUGACAGUGAUCCCUUUACAACCACGAGCCAUCCCAGUUAAACAGACAUGGGAGACUUAUAAAGUUGGAAAGAUGAUCGUUAAAAUGAUUGCCCUGGAUAUCUCUGUGGUUUUUAAGCUAUUAUUGGACAAAGGGAAGAGCUUUUUGCUAAGAACAGAGCAACCCUCAUUGUCGCUGCUGCAGAAGUCUCCUUCCUCUCCAGUCAGCUGCCACGCUACAGGUUUCUUUCCCAGCAGAGCCCUCAUGUUCUGGAGGAAGGAUGGGGAAGAGAUUCAUGAGAAUGUGGAUCAUGAAGAGAUCCUUCCAAACGAUGAUGGAACAUUCCAGAUGAGGAUUUACCUGGACAUUUCCUCGAUCAGUCCUGAAGACUGGAGGAGGUACGACUGUGUGUUUCAGCUUAUUGGCAAAGAGGAAAAAAUCAUCAAUCUGGAUGGAGCAACUCUAAGAACCAAUAGAGAGAGCCCCAGCAACAUAACCCUCCCCAUCAUAGCUGCUGGGAUUACUUUGGUUCUUGUUUCCAUCGCCGCUGCUGUUGGAUAUGUGGUUAACAAAAAGAAAAUAGCUCACGAGAAUGGCAUUGAACUCACUGAGACGCUGAAUCCAGAGAUCUGAAGAAUAAUCCAUUGCUUGAUUUCAUGAAGUCUGGCCUCCUGCUCCUGCCACAGUCCUUGUGCCUUCUCCACCGACUUGAUGCCUACAAACUUUGAUUCAGUUUUGCCCUGGUGACUGAAUCUGACAUAAACUACAUCCUACUCCUUCACAGAACUGUCUUUGGAGCCAUCUGUGGUAAUGGAGAGAAAUUUUGUGUUCUUUUCUCUCCACCUCUGCUAUAUAGUUCAUAAAGACUUUGGCCUGCUUUUCAUUCCUGUACGUUGAUCCCACAGCAAUGCCCUUUUUGUUCCUCCAAACUGCACAAAAGAACAAAAAGUCUAAUAAAAAUAAAUAUACAAUCAUGUUGUUCAAUUCAAUCGGUAGCUUGGUAUUUCUAUUGAAAAGUC